AUGAAUAAAGUAAAAAUUGUUUCUGCUCUGUUCUGUUGGUUUAACAUCAACCACUUUUUGCAUCAACAACAAAAUGAAUUUGAAAAACUUCAACUUUUUCCUGCUUACUCAACACAAAUUCCAUUAUCAAAUUCUUCCGUUCUAAGGAUGAAGAUUAACUUUCGCUCGAGAUUCCGAGACAACAAGCCGAAACGAGAAAUGGAGAAAAAACAGAUAUUUAUGUAA
Messenger RNA from Clunio marinus, 225 nucleotides. Lineage: Eukaryota; Metazoa; Arthropoda; Insecta; Diptera; Chironomidae. The record is from the annotation of a GenBank genome assembly.